AUGGCUGAAAAAUCGCUUAUAACUGAUAAAGAUUACAAGAGUUUAUCUUUGGCUGAAUUAAAAAAAAUAUUAAACCAGAAGAAACAAUUAAUUAAGGAUAAUUACAAAGAAUUAACUGAAAAAGAAAGAAUAAUUCAUGAUAUUAGAAAAGUAGAUAAACUCAAUGAAAAAAUAAAAAAAGGUGUUAAUAUCAAAAAAGAAUGGAAAAAGAAAUUAAAACCCAAAAAGAUAAAAUCAUUCGAUGAGUAUUUUCAAGAAUGUAUUAAAAAUAAAGAAAUCCCAGAAGAUACCCCUCCUUAUUUUCGUGAGGCUCUUGAGAGAGCUAUUAAGGAGCAUAAUCAAGGAGUUGUAAAAGAAAAAUCAGCUUUAGAUGAAUUUGCUAAAAAACAUAUAAUAAAGGGAGAACCUGGUAUUACUCCCUUAGAGUUUUUUGGAAAUAAAAUAACUAUUCUUAAAGAUUUUAUUAGAAAUCAUCGAAAUAUCAAAGUAAAGUUUGUUUUGGUUUGUAUGAUGGAAAAAGAGGAAUUCGAUGAUAAACAUAUAAUUAAAAUUCAGGACAAAGCAUAUUUUCAUUCAGAUACUUAUAUUAAUCUCAAAUCAACCGAUGUAAAAGAUUUACUUAAAAAAAUUAUCAGUAACAUCACAGAAAAGAUUAAUAUUUAUCAACAAAAUGGUAGUGGGUGGUAUUUUAAAGAAGUUAUUCAACUUGAAAUUCAUACUGUUAAAUUUAGUCCAAUGAAAGGUUCUUCUUAUAUUCCUCUUCCAGAUUGGAUUAUGAGAAAAAAAGCAAUUGUUAGUAUUCGAAAUAAAGAUUCUAAAUGUUUUUUGUGGUCUAUACUUCGUUAUCUUCAUCCAAGAGAAAAGAAUGAUUGUCGUUUGAAAGAUUUAGAACAAUAUGAGCAUGAGCUUAAUAUUCCUAAGGGAUUUACUUUUCCAGUUAAAAUCAGAGACAUUACUAAAUUUGAAUCUAUUAAUCCAGAUUUACCAGGUAUAAAUGUAUUUUCAGUUACACACAACAAUAAGUUUUAUCCUCUUCGGAUGGCGUUACGCGACCCUCAAAAAUCAAUAGAUUUAUUUCUUUAUGAAGAGAAUGGAAAAUAUCAUUAUUCUCUGAUUAAAAACUUUUCUCGUCUUUUUCGGUCACAAAUCACUUAUAGAACAAAUGAGCCAAUUCAUAUUUGUAAGAGAUGUUUUACUCAUUUUACAAAAGAAGAAUUAUUACAAAAACAUAUUUUAUAUUGUUCGAAUAACGAGUCAGUUUCUGUGAAAAUGCCAAAAUCAGGAUCGAUUUUACAUUUCAAAAAUCAUCACAAACAACUUCCUAUUCCUUUUGUAGCUUAUGCGGAUUUUGAGUGUUUUACCAAACCAAUGAAUACUUGCUGUCCUAAUCCAGAAGAUUCUUAUAAUUACAAUUACCAAAAACAUGAACCAUCAGGAUUUUGUAUUUUUAUUAAAGGUGUGGUUGAUAAAAAAAUCAAACCAAUUGUUUAUUCGAAAACAGAAGAAGACGAAGAUAUAGCAAAAAUAUUCGUAGAAAAACUAACAGAAGCAACUAGAGGAAUUUAUAAUGAUUUUUAUCGUAAACCAAAAUCUCUUAUACUAACCCAAGAAGAACAAAAAUCAUUUGACAAAUCGGAAUAUUGUCAUAUUUGUAACAAAGAAUUAUUGGAAGACAAAGUUAGAGAUCAUUGUCAUUUUACGAGUCAGUACCGAGGUGCUGCUCAUAACAGUUGUAAUCUUAAUUGUAGGAAACCUUUAGUUCUUCCAGUUAUAUUUCAUAAUCUUCAAGGUUAUGAUGCUCAUUUGUUUAUAAAACAACUCGCAAGUUUACCAGGAGAUUUAAAUUGUAUUCCUUCAACAGAGGAAAAAUACAUAUCCUUUUCUAAAAAGAUUAAAGUUGAUGAGUACAGGUCUAAAAAAACUGGUCAAAUGAUGUCUUUAUAUUUUGAAAUUCGUUUCAUAGAUUCGUUUAAGUUUCUUCAAACAUCACUUGCUAAUCUUGUUUCAAAUUUACAACCAGAUGAUUUUCAUAAUACAAAACGAGAAUUUAAGAAAAAUGUAGAUCUUCUUACUCGGAAGGGAGUUUAUCCUUAUGAUUAUGUUUCAUCACUUGAAAAACUAUCCGAAACACAAUUACCACCAAAAGAAGAAUUUUAUUCGAAACUAAAUGAUGAAGACAUAACCGAAGAUGAUUACCAACACGCAAUAAAUGUGUGGAAUACUUUUAAAUGUAAAUCAUUAAGAGAUUAUCACGAUCUUUACCUAAAGUCUGAUGUCCUACUUUUGUCAGAUGUAUUUGAAAACUUUAGAAAAACUUGUCUAAAACAUUACAAGUUAGAUCCAGCGCAUUAUUACACAUCUCCAGGUUUAGCUUGGGAUGCUUGUCUCAAAGAAACAGGGCAGGAAUUACAGUUACUACAUGAUUAUGAUAUGUUAAUGAUGAUUGAAAAAGGUAUUCGUGGUGGAAUAACACAUAUAUCGAAAAGAUACGCAGAAGCUAAUAACAAAUACAUGAAAACUUAUAAUCCUGAUGAGGAGACCUCCUUUAUUCAAUAUCUAGAUGCGAAUAAUCUUUAUGGUUGGGCGAUGUCUCAAAAUCUUCCAACACAUGGAUUUAAAUGGAUGAGAAACCUAACAAAAGAGUCACUAAUGGAAAUUUUAGAAAAAACAAAUCAUAGUAUGUCAAAUCGUGGAAGAAAAGGUUAUAUAUUUGAAGUUGAUUUGGUAUACCCUAAGCAUCUAUGGGAAACACAUAAUGACUAUCCUCUAGCACCUGAGAAGAUGAUUGUUAAUGGCGUUGAAAAACUAAUUUGUCAUUUUAAAAAAAGAAAAAACUAUGUUGUUCAUUAUCGUAAUCUUAGACAAUAUCUUGAAAUGGGAAUGAGAAUAACUGCGGUUCAUAGAGGAAUAUCUUUUUACCAAAGUCCAUGGAUGGAGCCAUAUAUACGAAAAAACACUGAACUUCGAAAAACAUCAGCCAAUAGUUUUGAGAAAGACUUUUUCAAACUUAUGAAUAACUCUGUGUUUGGAAAAACAAUAGAAAAUAUACGAAAAAGACAAAAUAUAGAACUCGUUGAUAAUUGUAAGAAAGCUGCUAAACUAACAAGUCGUCCAAACUUUGAUAGGGCUACGAUAUUUGAUAAAAAUCUUAUAGCUGUUCAUAUGAAAAAAACCGAAGUUUAUUUUGACAAACCAGUAUAUGUUGGUCAAGCAAUUCUUGAUUUAUCAAAAACAUUGAUGUUUGAUUUUCAUUAUAAUUACAUAAGAAAGAAAUACAAAAAUAAAGCUGAAUUAUUGUUUACUGAUACUGAUAGCCUUAUGUACCAGAUUUACACAGAUGAUUUUUACAAAGAUAUAUCUCGUGAUAUAAAAAAAAAGUUUGACACUUCUGAUUAUCCUCCCAAUCAUGAAUCUGGAAUAUUGACAGGAGUUAACAAAAAAGUAAUUGGGAUGUUUAAAGAUGAAGUAGCAGGAAAACAAAUAACUUGUUUUGUUGGAUUACGACCUAAACUUUACAGUUUUAAAAUAGAAGAGGAUAAAGAGGUAAGAAAGUGUAAAGGAAUAAAGAAAAAUGUUGUGAAAAAGAAAUUAGAUUUUGAUGACUAUGUUCAAUGUUUAUUUUUAGGUAAAAAACAAAUGAGAAAAAUGAAUAUAAUAAGAAGCGAAAAUCAUGAUAUAUAUUCAAAAGAAGUUAACAAAGUAGCUCUAAGUAAUGAAGAUGAUAAACGUGAAGUUCUCUUGGGUAAGGUAAAAACAAUAGCUUUAAGAUAGGUGAAUUUAAUAAAAUUUAAUAAUAAAUGUUAUAUACAGAAGACCAAGUAAAGAAAUAUCUUGGAAUAUUGGGUGAUUAUAGUAUUAAUUCCUCAGAUGAAUCAAAUUUAAAAGCUAAAUGUUGUGCUUGUGAAAACAGAACAUCUUUUACCAUUGAUUGCGGUUAUAAAAUUUGUGAUGAAUGUGGAGUAGCAAACGGACAUGUAUUAGGCUUUUACGAUAAUAAAGAUUUUGAUAGAUUGCAUUAUCGAAAAAAGAGCGUAUAUCAACGUAAGUAUUACUAUGAAAAAAAGGUUAAUAAAAUUUCUAAAAGAAUAAACCUAACCAACGAACAAAAAAACGAACUUUAUAGUAAGUUAAUGGAAAUAGACAAUCACGUCAUGGAAAUACUAAACAAAGAAUACAACAGAAAGAGAAUGAUAAGUAUCAAAUAUUUAAUUAAAAAACUUUUGGAUGAGAUGGGGGGUGAAUCGAGCAAAGCGAGCAAACUAAUUUAUCUUAAGAUUUCACCACAAACUUUAAAUAAUUAUGAAAAUUGGUGGGAUAGUUAUAAAUCACUCAAAACAGGAUAG
Molecule: messenger RNA, 4343 nt
Organism: Porites evermanni
Lineage: Eukaryota; Metazoa; Cnidaria; Anthozoa; Scleractinia; Poritidae
Source: the annotation of a GenBank genome assembly